AACUGUGCGGCAAAAGAUGAGCUUGUGCGCAAGAAGGUCGUCGGCCGUCCCGGGUUGGGCACUUUUCCUUUCACCUCCCCUGAACGUCAUCAUUUCGACCUAUGAUCCAUGUCUUUACAAAUGUGAGGACGCAAGCCAUUAUGACGCGAUUCGCGACCAAGGUCGCUGCGAAGGUCACCCGCAUCGACAAUCUUCUCCCUCCACAGUCUCUCCCAGAGGUGUCUUUGGCUGAAGCUCUACUCUCCAAGAGCGCAAUCCACAAAGUUGUAGCGCCAAAGGCAGCAGGCGCACCUCCAAUGAUCGGCGGGAGCAUUGCUUGGAGCGAAAUCAAACUUGAUCACAGAGGCAGGCGCGUGAUCGCGAUUCACAAACAUAAAAGAGAUGGAUCGGCUGGUGUAGCUGGAUCAACGCACAGCAAGAAAAGUAUCAAAGGUGACGACAAGGCGAAAGCGACCGCCGGCAAGGCUGAACAAGCCGCGACUACAGCUCCGCCAAAGGAUGCUAAUGCUCAGCAACCAGAAGUCACCGACUUCACUGCGACACAAGAUGCCAAGCUGAAAGCCAUGAAGGCGGAGGGCAAGACUUGGGUGGAGAUCACGAAGGAGCUGGGUCGAUCCAAGCAGACCUUGUUGAACCGUUACAGGCAAAUCAAAGACGACACUGAUGCGGAUAAAGACAAGCCAAAUCCUGAGCCCAAAUCGAAUGAAUCGAAUGAUAAAGCCAAAGACGCCGCUCAUAAGGAUGGCAAGAAACACACUGACAAGCAGGAGAAGGGCAAGGACAUCAAGGCGCAACCAGCAGCAACAGCGGCAAAGGAUGCGCAGAAGAAAACUGACCAGAAGAAGGCAGACCAGAAGACAACUCAAGCCGCGAGUAAUGUCGCACAAGUAGGGUCACCUACCAUUCUCGAGGAAGACGACAUGUUCACCGGUGAAGAGUUGUGGAUCAUCGUGCAGAUUAUGAACCAUGACACGGAGUCAACGUGGAAGCGAAUAUCCAGCCGUUUCGCAGACAAAACCGGGCGACAUGUUCAUCCAGAAGAUCUCAGAGAAAAGUUUGAAGUUGUAUGGCCUCAUGCCUGAGAGAGAACAUGAUUGUUGAUGCGCCUGUACCUAGGGAGCUUUGAAGCUGCUGUGCUCUCUAAGAAUUCUGCAC
Dissoconium aciculare CBS 342.82 is the source of this 1155-nucleotide messenger RNA. RefSeq lists its product as uncharacterized. The coding region runs from base 102 to 1082 and encodes 326 amino acids. NCBI's taxonomy places the organism in Eukaryota, Fungi, Ascomycota, Dothideomycetes, Mycosphaerellales, Dissoconiaceae. The transcript has 2 exons. The record is from RefSeq and is a predicted model, not a curated record.